Lagopus leucura (white-tailed ptarmigan) is the source of this 3356-nucleotide messenger RNA. It is a transcript of the gene RNF141, whose product is annotated as ring finger protein 141. Gene Ontology annotation, biological process: protein autoubiquitination. The transcript is spliced from 6 exons. The coding region runs from base 108 to 839 and encodes 243 amino acids. NCBI's taxonomy places the organism in Eukaryota, Metazoa, Chordata, Aves, Galliformes, Phasianidae. Gene Ontology annotation, molecular function: ubiquitin-protein transferase activity. The record is from RefSeq and is a predicted model, not a curated record.
AAGCAGGGGAAGCACCGCUCCUUUUCUCCGCUUUGAACGACAGACGGAACGCGACUUCUGCAAUUACGACUCGAAGCGUCGGGAUGCAGCAGACACUUUACAAGUGAAUGAGAACUUUCCAUGGAACUGAGUUGAAGAACUUCACCAUGGGUCAACAGAUUUCAAGCCAGACACAAACUAUAAUGAACAAGUUGCCAGAAAAAGUAGCAAAGCAUGCUUCUUUGGUUCAAGAAAGUGGUUUCCUAACCUAUGAAGAGUUUCUAGGAAGAGUAGCUGAACUUAAUGAUGUUACUGCAAAAUUAGCUUCUGGGCAAGAGAAACAUCUGUUAUUUGAAGUGCAACCUGGUUCUGAUUCUUCUGCUUUCUGGAAGGUGGUCGUUCGGAUAAUCUGUACCAAAAUAAAUAAAACAAGUGGCAUCGUGGAAGUUUCAAGAAUCUUGAACUUGUAUCAGUUUGUUCAACUUUAUAAAGACAUCACCAGUCAAGCAGCAGGGGCUCUUGGGCAAAGUGGUACUUCUGAAGAAGCUGCUGAGAGUUUGACAUCUGUGUCAUCAUCCCAGGCCAGCUUAUGGAUGGGAAGGCUUAAGCAGCCAACAGAUGAAGAUGAAUGUUGCAUUUGCAUGGAUGGACGUGUUGAUUUGAUCUUGCCGUGUGCUCACAGUUUCUGCCAGAAGUGCAUUGAUAAAUGGAGUGAUCGUCACAGGAGCUGUCCUGUCUGCCGUCGCCAAGUAACUGGGGCAGGUGAUUCUUGGGUGGUUUCAGAUGCACCUACAGAGGAUGAUAUCGCUACUUACAUCCUUAACAUGGUAGAUGAGGUGGGCCAGCCUCUCAGGCCCUGACACUGACCAACAAGCUGCCAAGAGUAGAAGUACUUGAAGCUUUUGUUGUCACGAACGUCUGGUUUUACCUCUUGUCGUUCAUCUGUAGUCUGUCUUAAGUCUUCUUGGCCACUGUGGAUCUGCAUUACUCUUGUAAGACAUGUGGUAUGUGAGCCAGUUUAUGUGUUUGCAGUCCUAACGUGUAAUUUCAGCGAAACCUUUAAACAUUUACAGAGGUUAUUUUAACAAUAACUUUUGAUCUUAACAUUUUGACUACUAGAUGAAGCUACUUGUCAUAGCACAGCUGCAACUGCUAACUGCUGUUUGAACAUCACAGUGCACUGCUGCAAAAGAUGCACCACACCAGAUGGACUGACCUCACCGGACUCAUCCUUAACAGCCAUCCCUUUUAGAUUCAUGGCAAAUAUGAAUGAAGAUGAGCUAGGACUAGUUAUUACUUACUUGGAAUUCUACUGCUGAAACUUGAAAGACAGCGUGCUACCUAUUCUUCAGUUUGCCAAUUACUACAUCUUUUAGUGUUUACAGAUUUAAAAAAUAAUAAUUCUGUUUGAUCUGCUACCAGUUUUAGAAUUAAUUAUUUAAAAUCUGUUUUGGAGGCUGCAGACAUCUGUGUAAAUGUACUCGUGCGUUUUCCUUUAUUCUAACUAGGUAAUCUCUUUUUCAAUUUGAUGUUUAGCAUGGCCUCAUUAGCUUGAAAAUGUUAAACAGUUUCUCAGACAAUCCUAAAAAAGGAAAUCACUUCCUAUAUUUUUUGGUCAGGAACAGCCGGAAUUAUUUUUAAGCAUUAGGCAUUUCUGAAGGAGAGACUUUAUUCUAAUUAGCGGUGAAGUUGUAGUUUAGCCUGGUGCUGUGGUAUUAUUUGCUUCCUGUGAGAUUUCAAAGCAGUGAAGUGAGAAAUACUAAGGAUUGCAAGGUGAUAAUCUGACGUGCUGUGCUGUAUCUCUACAAGUGCAAUAUGCUUUUGCGUGGCAGGGAGAAUCUUGUACUUGGAGAACAGUUGUGUCAGAUGCCAUGGCUUACAUCGAGUUAAACGUGUGGAAAGGGACAUCGAACUAGAGCACAGCAAUGCAUCUGUCUAGCAGAGUUGAACCUCAGAAGAGCUAAGAGGCUCUCAAACAAAUUGUCAUCACUAGUAUUCAGAAGCCUUUUGGCUUCCAUAACGUUGCGGAAACCAACCGCUAUUGUGCAGAAUGAAUACAUCUAUUUUUGAUAUUAACAAAGACUACUCUUUUAUCUUGAGGCUGUUGAGAGGGAAAUACUCCAGUGUAUCAUUUUAGGGCAUAUCAGCAUAAAUGUUGUUUACUGUAAGACUGGCUCUUUGAUUGCAAUACUUGUUUAAAUUUGAUGACGCUGUAGGACUACGGCCUUUUGUCAGGGAAUAACUCUCAACCAGAAGGCUUGUGCACACACAGAUAUGCAUAUUUAGGUUACUUGUUUUAAUUGGCUGCUAUAGAAUAAUUUAAUCACGUCAGCCUCCAAAUCUUGGGAAUUUCUCUUUUAUUUCUUGCUAGCAGCAUAUGACACCCAUUGGAGUACUCUUAUUGUGUCAUCUAAAAGCCAAGAGAGCAGAAUGUGUAAAUCUCUAUUUAACUGUUUAAAUAAUUUAUGAAUGUAUAUAGUUGAGAGUUAUUAUUUUCCUUUGUUAAUCCUUUGAUGUCAAUGAGAUAUUCUUCAGAAAAUGUAUGGACUGCUUGGUUGGGCUGAAAACUAAUAAUGGUCAGGGAUUUUCCACUAAAAUAUUUGCAAAUGUUCUUAAUCGCGCACCAGUUUGGUUCCAGUUUGCUUUCUGAGCUUGCAUCAAUCUGUAUUCAGAACACUGGAAUUUUUAAGGUGUUUUUUAUAUUACUGGAACAGAGAAAGCAUCUAAAUAUGCAUCCAGCUAACUUUAUUUUUCAAGUCUUUUGAAAAUUAUACUUCUGAACUGAGCUUUUAUAAGCUAACUUACUGCUGAGAACUUACAUGAACUUAUUACAAUGUAAUUUUGUAAUUAAUGCAAACAGAUUACCUGUAGCAUAAUGACACUUGCCAGUACUAUAUAAAAUGAUGCAAAAAUUAAUCAAAUAGUGAAAAGUAAACUUUGUAUUCUGUACAGCUUUCUUAAUUAAGUUGCUUAUAAGUCACAUGGCUGUGAUGUAGGUAAUGUGUGCCUUGUCAAAUGUACUGUAUGUUAGAUGGGGCAGCAGAUAGAUACCAUGACACUGAAAGCUCAGUAAUGUGGUGCAGGCAGUGUUUCCUAGGCUGAAAUGUUACAUCUAGCAAACAGUUCUAGAAAGGAGUCCCAGCAGCAGGGCAUGGCAAUGGGAUCCGGGAGCUAGACCUUAAAAUGGGAAUCGCUACAAAAACCUUCAGGUGGUGGUGGGGCAUUAAAAGUGACAUUUCUUCUACUAAAGUGAAGAUUUCUUACAGACUUAAAGUGAAAUUGUAAUUUAAGCAUUGUAGAUUGUAUUAAUAGCUAAGGACAUUUCAGUAUAUUAAAAUUUGUGUAUGAAUUGUGCAAUAAAGUUCCUUUGAAUGAAA